ACGAAGUUUUUCGCUUCCUAUGCGCAAACCCAUCAACCAAACAUCAAUAAAACAACAUAUGCGAAAUUCUGAAGAAGAAAAAGAAACGGGAAACCCUAAUUUGUACGGAAAAGAAGACAGACAGAGUGAUCGAUUUGAUACUAUUCAGCUAUGGCUGCAAAGAUUCUUGCUAACUUAAUUGUGAUGGGUUCUAGUAUAGUGGCAAGGGCUCUAGUUCAAGCAUAUCGUCAGGCACUUCAAAAUGCCUCAAAAUCGGGUGUGGCUCAAGAAACAUUACAGAAUGCUGUUCGUAGAAGCAGCAAGGUCAUGACAGAGCAAGAAGCUAGGCAGAUUCUUAAUGUCUCAGAGACAACCACUUGGGAGGAAGUUAUGAAGAGAUACGACACUUUAUUCGAAAAUAAUGCCAAGAACGGGACCUUUUACCUUCAGUCAAAAGUUCACAGGGCCAAGGAAUGCUUAGAGGCUGCAUAUCAAGACAAAGGUCAGGGUACGGGUACCCCUAGUUGAGAGUAUGGUUGUAAUUCCUCCAAUUUUUGCCCCUUUUCAUUUAUUGUAUAAUUAGUGUUCAGGCCUAAUGGCCCGAAAGAUUGAAACUGUAUACACAUGUUCGUUUAUCUCAUCCCCCUUGAAAUGCCAGAGUUUGUUGAAGUUGUUGUGUUCACAUCUUAUGUUUGAUCAAUAAUAAUAAUAGUAGUUGGGUUGGGAUUUGCAAA
Prunus mume (Japanese apricot) is the source of this 713-nucleotide messenger RNA. Its product is annotated as mitochondrial import inner membrane translocase subunit PAM16 like 2. Gene Ontology annotation, cellular component: TIM23 mitochondrial import inner membrane translocase complex. NCBI's taxonomy places the organism in Eukaryota, Viridiplantae, Streptophyta, Magnoliopsida, Rosales, Rosaceae. Gene Ontology annotation, biological process: protein import into mitochondrial matrix. The record is from RefSeq and is a predicted model, not a curated record.